AGGGCAGACAGGCGGAAUGACGGAGGAGAAAUGUCCGCAGCUGGUGGACUACUUUGUAGUGGCAGGUCUUGACCCUGCAGGGCCCUGGAGGCCCCUGGAUGAGGAUGGGAAGACCUCCUCCUCCUCCUCUUCCUCCUCCACCCCCUCCUCUUCAUCAGCCCGGGCGGCGGAGCCGAUCACGGACCUGGCGGUGAUCGCCAAAGGGCUCGGGGAGGAAGUGCCGGAGGGCUUCACCUGCAUCGAGAGGACGCUGGGCGGACACUCGGCCGAGCUGAGCGCCGGACUCAUCAACAACCCGCACCUGUACCUGUGUUACCGACGAGGACGAGACAAACCGCCCAUUCUGGACCUGGGGGUUCUGUACGAGGGGAAGGAGCAGCUGAAGCAGGGCUGGUACAUCAUCGAGACGACUCCCUACAGCCGCAGCGCCAGCCUGAGCUCCGGCGGCGCCCCGACGGCUCACCGGGUGUUCCUGAUGUAUCGACGGGCUCUGGACUCGCAGGGGCUCCACACGCUGGGCGUCACAGACAUCGCCCUGCUGCUGCCCAGCAAGGGGGAGGUGGCCCCGCACACUUUCUGUCGCGUCGACAAGAACCUGAACACCGGCAUGUGGGGUCCGGCCCUGUACGUGUGCUAUAAGAGAGCUGUGGCCAAAGCCAACGCGCUGGUCUACGAAGCCAGUGAGUAUCAACCA
Paralichthys olivaceus (Japanese flounder) is the source of this 694-nucleotide messenger RNA. The record is from RefSeq and is a predicted model, not a curated record. NCBI's taxonomy places the organism in Eukaryota, Metazoa, Chordata, Actinopteri, Pleuronectiformes, Paralichthyidae.